This is a messenger RNA of Neltuma alba, 2260 nucleotides long. Its product is annotated as transcription factor PIF7. The record is from RefSeq and is a predicted model, not a curated record. The transcript is spliced from 6 exons. Gene Ontology annotation, molecular function: protein dimerization activity. Gene Ontology annotation, cellular component: nucleus. NCBI's taxonomy places the organism in Eukaryota, Viridiplantae, Streptophyta, Magnoliopsida, Fabales, Fabaceae. Bases 280 to 1497 code for a protein of 405 amino acids.
AACUCUUUCUAUCUUUAUUGUCCAUACCAUAGCUUAGUCCCUGUUGAAAAUGGAUAUUCAUAAUAAAAUUUUUUUUUUUUCCCUUCAUCAACGACAUUCUGUGCAUUCGCUUUUAUAAACACACAUCAUCAACAGAAGAUCCGAACCGGACGUGAGUCACCCGGGACCCAUUGAUUCCUCCAUUUCAAGGAAUAUAAAGGGCUCUCCCAGCUCUUGCCUCUAUUCUCCUCCGUUACCAGGGUCGUCGUCGUCUUCGUCUUCGUCGUCUUCCUCAUCAUCAUGACUGAGCCUUUGCUUCCAAGCUCCGUUCUCCCACCUCAACAAAGACAAGUCGAUUCCUCCUCUCACGUGCAUACCCUCCCGCCUGUCUCCAUGAGAUUCAGGUCUAAUUAUGAGGUUGCAGAGCUAACCUGGGAAAAUGGCCUGCCAAUCAUGCAUGGGCUCCUACCAACCGCCCACCAAAAGCCCGCAUGGAUAAGGGCCCAUGAUACCCUGGAGUCCAUUGUUCAUCAAGCUACAUGCCGACGUCAAAAGUCAAAUUUCACGAUGCCACAGGAUCAUACCCCAACCAGCAUAAGCUCCGCCGUUGCACCCUCCGGCAGCACAGCAAUGCCGCCUGGGAGAUCGGGCCUAGCACAAUCGGAGCCGACACUGGCAAGGAAGCGCCUACGGUCGGAUUCCGCCUAUCUUGGGAAUGGUUUAGAAGAAUGUGAACCCAGCAGUGGCUGUUGUGCUGGUGUCAGCAGGCACUUGAAGAGAAGUAAAACACUUGAGGACGAUUCCCCUUCUCACUGUGAAUCGGAAAACCAAGACCUAGAAGAAGACAGAGACACCAAGGAAGAAACAGGCCGCUCCAACUCAACAAGAGGAAAUAGAGCCGCGGCUAUUCAUAACCAGAGUGAGCGGAGACGAAGGGAUAGAAUUAAUCAGAAAAUGAAAGCUUUGCAGAGGUUGGUGCCCAACGCCAGCAAGAACGACAAAGCUUCAAUAUUAGACGGAGUAAUUGAGUACUUAAAGCAGCUCCAAGCACAGAUACAGAUGAUGAGUAUGAGAAACAUGCCCCAGCAGAUGAUGAUGAUGAUGAUGCAACAACAGCUUCAGAUGUCUAUGCUGGCCAGAAUGGGCCUUGGACUGGGCUCAAGCUCAGGCCAAGGCCCAGGGUUGGGCCUGCUUAACACCAAUGCCAUCAUGGCUCCACGCCCACCAGUUCUUCCUUCUCUUCCACAACUCUCAGUUGCAGCUCCUCCUAUUACUCCUUCCCUCAUGAUGUCUCCAUUGGUUCAAGCCCAUGCUCCUCUUCCGGAGCCUGAACCCUCAUCUGCAGCUCCCUCCAAUGCCUCAGUUUCUUUGCCUGAUCCUUUUACAACUUUUCUUUCACAACCAGUUAAUAUGGAUAUUCUCAGCAACAUGGCGGCGCUUUACCGGCAACAUAUGAGACAGAACAACCAGAGCAUGGGCAGCCUGUCCCAACAACAACAUCAUGGACAAAGGAAUUGAGAAGAAACCAGAAAUGCUGCUUUCUGAGAAGGUAAACACGUCAAUGAUGAGGGAAACAAAUAAUUGUACAUACACUCAGCAAGCAAGUUUAAAAAUGUAACCUUGGCUAUAUUCUCUCUCGUGUUGAUAUAUUAGACUGUCGCUUCUAUAUGUAAAUCAGCUGAAUUAGUUAAGCAGUUUUGUUCCUCUAAUUAUUUCACUAAAGACCCGGAGCAGGUCAGUGGCAGAACCAGAACAUCCAGUUGUGAGUUCAAACAUUCAAAUAUGACUUUUCAUGAGGCUUAAGGGGUUCAGAGUUUGUGGAGAAUGUGAGGACAGAUCUAAAUUCUCAACAUUUAACAAGCAAGUACUCUUAUCAAGGCAAAAGAAAGUAAAUUCAAGUGUACACAUCUAAAGAGAUGGAAAGAAAUGAGAAGUGAGUGAAGACCAAAAAUAAGCAUCAGGCAUCUAUUCUGUGGGUUACACUAAUUAUCAUUUGGGUUUUGGGGAAAAAAGCCCAGGCCAGUUUUAUGUUUGGUGAUUGAUUUUGGGAUGUAACUUGAACCUGUAAUUAAUUCUGUAAUAUUUAGGGCUAGAUAUCUGUAAACUGAUUACUGGGGUUGAAUUUUAGGAUGAGUCAUGGAUUUCUUCCUAGAAACUUUCUUCUUUCAAAUAGAUGAUGUAGUAUUGCAAAAUCAAGUUAUAGUAUUCAUACCUUGGAUGUAAUUUCUAAAUUGAAUUAUGUUGUUCUUAGCUUUAUGAAUAAUAUACUUUUUUUUUAAAU